Molecule: messenger RNA, 1722 nt
Organism: Linum tenue
Lineage: Eukaryota; Viridiplantae; Streptophyta; Magnoliopsida; Malpighiales; Linaceae
Source: the annotation of a GenBank genome assembly
AUAAAGUUAUAAAGACCUCCGAGAUAACAUCACCAAUAACCGCACUCUCUCUCGUCAGUCGUCAUCUAUCAAUCUCCGGCAGCAAGAAUGGCCUUGGUACCGGCUGGGAAUCCUAUAGUCGAGCAAUCGGAACCUGAUGUCCCUCCAGGGAUGACGGUGGAGGCGACAGCGACGGCGGAGGCAGAGCAGGGGAUUGAAACUGUAGGAGAAGCGCCGGAGGACGCGGCCGCGGCCGCGCAACCAGAGGCGACGAAGUGGCCGGGAUGGCCGGGGCAUAACGUGUUCAGGCUUAUAGUUCCGGUGGCGAAAGUAGGUAGCAUUAUCGGAAGAAAGGGCGAGCUGAUUAAAAAGAUGUGCGAGGAAACGGGAGCGCGAAUCCGCAUCCUCGAAGGGCCCCUCAGUAUUCCCGAUCGAAUCGUUUUGAUAUCCGCAAAGGAAGAACCAGAAGCACCAGUAUCACCAGCAAUGGAUGCGGUGUUAAGAGUGUUCAAACGUGUCAAUGGUCUAUCUCCUGUUGAAGGCGACAGCACAAAUGCUGCAGCUGCUGGCGCUGCAUUUUGUUCCAUUAAGUUAUUAGUUGCAAACUCGCAAGCAAUUAACUUGAUUGGAAAGCAGGGAUCCACAAUAAAAUCAAUACAGGAGAGUAGUAGUGCAGCUGUGAAGGUGUUAGCUGAAGGCGACUCGCCUUCCUAUGCUGCUUCAGAGGAGCGACUUGUGGAGAUACAUGGGGAAGCACUGAAGGUUCUUAGCGCACUAGAAGCAGUAAUUGGACAACUGAGGAAGUUCUUGGUUGACCAAAGUGUCAUCCCCAUGUUUGAGAAAAUUACACAGGAGCGUUCUGCUGAUUCCAAGCCUGAUAGAGUUCAGCCCUCACUGCAGUAUUCUGUUUCUGCUUCUCAGACAGGGAGUAUCAGUUCCGACUAUUCCCUGUCAAUAAAGAGGGAUCCUUUGCUAUUUGAACGUGACACACAUAUCGAACAACAAAAAGUUCUACAGCCUGGGCUCUCUCUGUAUGGACAAGACCAUGCACUUGGGUUGCGUUCAACAGGUCUUGCUCAUGCUAAUGUCCCCAUAGUUACUCAGGUGACACAAACUAUGCAAGUGCCACUCUCGUAUGCGGGUGAUAUCAUUGGAGUUAACGGUACACAUAUUGCCUACAUUCGCCGUGUCAGUGGAGCAGUUCUCACAAUUCAAGAGAGUAGAGGUUAUCCUGAUGAGAUCAUAGUUGAAAUCAAGGGCACUACUACCCAAGUCGAGAAGGCUCAACAACUAAUUCAGGAGUUUGUAGGUAAUCACAAGGAUCCGGUGGUGGCACCACAGAGUUCGUAUGGGAAGAUCGAUGCAGGAUAUAGUUCAUACUCGCAACAGUUGCCGGAGACCAACUAUUCAUCUUCUUACUCUCCUGGACUAGGUGGAGGAGGAGGAGGAGCUUAUGGAUCCCCUGGUUUAGGAUUAGGAGGCUAUGGCGGUUACAGAUAUUGAAUCGUACCCGUGUUGUAAUGUAAUCAAAUCUACUCUGCUGGAUUCACUCAUGGGCGCAAAUGCAAUGUUUCAGUAGUGGCUAACCGGAUAUCGUGGUUGAGUCGCUUUCGUAACAUAGAACAGAUCUUUGUAAAUCAUCAUUCCUUUCUCUCUAAAUUUGAAUUUUGGAUAGCGAAUUGUUUACCCCGUUCUAUUGCAGGUGCCAAGGUGAUUGAUGAAAUUGACGAGAUUGCGUAGAAA